Molecule: messenger RNA, 1170 nt
Organism: Metschnikowia bicuspidata var. bicuspidata NRRL YB-4993
Lineage: Eukaryota; Fungi; Ascomycota; Pichiomycetes; Serinales; Metschnikowiaceae
Gene: XOG1
Product: glucan 1,3-beta-glucosidase
Exons: 2
Coding region: 1-1170 (389 amino acids)
Biological process (GO): glucan catabolic process
Cellular component (GO): cell surface; extracellular region
Molecular function (GO): glucan exo-1,3-beta-glucosidase activity
Source: RefSeq, a predicted model, not a curated record
AUGAGACUUGCUUACUCUUUAUUAUCCCUUACCACGGUCCUCGGCGUCAAUUUGGGCGGAUGGUUUGUUUUGGAGCCUUAUAUGACUCCUUCAUUCUUCGAGCCUUACAACGACGAGAUUGUGGACGAAUACCACUUGACGCAGAAGCUCGGUCAGAAGGAUGCCCAGAAGCUUUUGGAAAAGCACUGGAAGUCGUGGUACACUGAGAAAGACUUCAGGGAAAUUGCAGCCGCCGGGCUCAACACCGUGCGUAUCCCCAUUGGCUACUGGGCCUUUGUGCUUCUCCAGGAUGACCCAUACGUGACGGGUCAGCAGAAGUACUUGGACAAGGCAAUUGACUGGGCCAGAAAGCACAACUUGAAGAUUUGGAUUGAUUUGCAUGGCGCCCCCGGCUCGCAGAACGGUUUUGACAACUCUGGUCUCCGCGACCAGAUCGAGUACCAAACCGACGGCAACAUCAAGGCGACUUUGACUGCAUUGCAAUCAAUCUUCAACAAGUAUGGUGAUGAGAAGUACCUGGAUGUCAUUUCUGGAAUUGAGAUGUUGAACGAGCCCUUUGGCCCGCUGUCGGACAUGAAUCAGCUCAAGAACUUCUACGGAUGGGCGAAUGCAAAUGCACGUUCCGUCACGAAGAACACGCUUGUAUUCCACGACGCGUUCCAGUCCUUCAACUACUGGGACGACUUCUUCACCACUGACGCCUACAGCAACGUGAUUGUCGACCAUCACCACUACCAGGUCUUUAGCCAGCUGGAGUUAGAGAUGACUAUCGAUGAACAUAUCCUGGUGGCCUGUGGCUGGGGCACUAGCGCUCUCACCGAGAGCGUAACGAAUGUUUGCGGCGAGUUCUCGGCUGCCCUCACAGACUGCGCACCCUGGCUCAAUGGAGUUGGCCGUGGUGCUCGCUGGUCCGGUGACUACGACAGCUCUUCGCUUUCAAACCUGUGUACCGCGUACACCCACUUGAGUGAUUGGACGGCCGAGCACACGGAGAACGUGCGCAAAUACAUUGAGGCACAACUCGACGCGUUCGAGUUGACUGGCGGCUGGAUCUUCUGGAACUGGAAGACCGAGGAUGCUAUUGACUGGGAUAUGGCCCGACUUAUUGCGGCGGGCGUGUUCCCACAGCCAUUGAGUGACAGGAAAUACCCCAACCAGUGCGGGUUUUAA